UCAUAACUGACCGGCUGACAAUUAGGCUAAUCCUCAUGUUGUUAUUUGGGUGCAGGGAUUAACUUGUAAAAGCAUGCUAUAUAUAUAUAUAUGUGAACAUAGAUUAAUGGGACAGGACUCACGUGAGUUUAGUUUAUGAGUAUAUAACAUGAGUAUUCAACAAUAUAAACAAGGUAUGGCACACAGUGUGAGAGUCAAAUCAGUCCAGAAAGAGCGAGGAAGAUGAGACAGGGCGAGAGGGAGUGGCCAAACACUCCUAAUCCAGAAUGAUCCAGUGACUCAGCCUUAGUCCACAUUAAUCUACCAGUAACUCACUGUCUGUAGGACGGAGGAAAUAUAAACACAUAGCUACUGGUUCUUUUAGUUUUGUAAACACCAAAAUUUAAACUUCUCCUUUUGUUUCUAUUGGAUUAUCACUAUUAUCAUCAUAAGAACUGGUACAACAGGCGAGACGCAUGGCGCUGCUGAGGUCAGGCUGGCUGUGGAGACAGACUUCUGUCCUAAAGCGCUGGAAGUUAAACUGGUGUGACCUCUGGAUAGACGGGAGUCUUUGCUUUUACCAGACUGACAGCAGGCGAGAGCUGGAGUACCGCGUCAGCCUCAAGACAACAUGUGUAGAUGUGAGAUCUGGCCUGGAAUGUGGAGGUGUGACUCCACCAGAGAGUAAUCCCAGGGAGAAUCUCAUUACAGUUCAGCUCACAAGCGGCUCUACAGUCAACUUGUGUGCUAACAGCGAAGAUGAAUCCUUAGCGUGGAAACUGACUCUGCUGGACACCAGGAGAAACCCGGUGUUCACAUACGACCCAUAUGAUGACACCUACCAGGCUAUCCCCAUCAACGGCCACCACACUGUCUACAUCACACCUGGAGCAGGACCAGGAACCCACCAGGUGAUUGUUCAGAGGGACCCGUUUGAUGGAGUGUUGUCGAAUCUGGCGAUGGGAUUACUGGCAGGCAUGGCAGCAGGGACGGUCAUGAGAUCCCUCCUCUGGACGCCCGUCUUCUUCUGCUGAGAUCACCUCCAUUACUGACAUGACCACACUGCACACGGCCCGGGAGCCAGACAUCAGCAUGUGUAGAAAGCCCCAAUCAUGUCUGCUGUAACAAACUGCUUUUCUGGGUUUUUUUUUUCUUUUCUUACGUACACUUUUGCAUGUAAGAAAAGGAUGCUAUGUAAUUCUACGUUCUUCCUGCUUGUUAAACACACUGAAGCUACACAUGAGCAAACGCCAGGAAGUCGAUCUUGUAACUGAAUAUUCUUCAAUCUGCUGCCUGAAUUUUACACUUCAUAGCUUGAUAAAAGUGUAGUCUGUACAAUACUAGGAAAUAAAUUGAAAUAUAAUUAAG
Molecule: messenger RNA, 1347 nt
Organism: Sebastes umbrosus (honeycomb rockfish)
Lineage: Eukaryota; Metazoa; Chordata; Actinopteri; Perciformes; Sebastidae
Gene: plekhb1
Product: pleckstrin homology domain containing B1
Exons: 6
Coding region: 456-1013 (185 amino acids)
Biological process (GO): regulation of cell differentiation
Cellular component (GO): membrane
Source: RefSeq, a predicted model, not a curated record